Malaya genurostris is the source of this 1151-nucleotide messenger RNA. Its product is annotated as microtubule-associated protein RP/EB family member 1-like. Gene Ontology annotation, molecular function: microtubule plus-end binding. Gene Ontology annotation, biological process: protein localization to microtubule plus-end; spindle assembly; regulation of microtubule polymerization or depolymerization. Bases 337 to 1086 code for a protein of 249 amino acids. The transcript has 3 exons. The record is from RefSeq and is a predicted model, not a curated record. Gene Ontology annotation, cellular component: spindle midzone; microtubule organizing center; cytoplasmic microtubule. NCBI's taxonomy places the organism in Eukaryota, Metazoa, Arthropoda, Insecta, Diptera, Culicidae.
AUUGUUGUAAAAUACAUAUCCGAAGAGAGAUCUAGUGCGAAUUUUUCAGUUCGCGUUAAUCAUUUUUUAUCCGUUAAAACGCACACUCCAAUAGAUGCAAGUAGAGCAACGCGGUCUCACACGGAGCAAACACACGGUACACAAUCCAAGCAAUCAUUUGUUCAGCGAGGCUCAUCGGAGAUAAACAAAAGAUUGGCAUUGGUGACAGAUGAUUGUAUUUUCGUGUUGCAUUCGUUACCCAAACGCCGUAUGGACUUUAGUCACUGCCUAAUUGAAGAAGUAAUAUUUGUGGCAAGUCUGUGAGCAGCUAGCUUAGUUCCAGGAGGUAACAAUACCAUGGCGGUCAACGUUCACUGUACGAGCGUAACGACGGAAAAUAUGUCCCGACGGGAUAUGUUGGCUUGGGUCAAUCAGACUCUGAUAUCCGAUUUCAAGAAAGUUGAGGAACUGUGCACAGGUGCCGCCUACUGUCAGUUGAUGGAUUUACUGUUCCCGGGUUGUGUUCCCCUGAAACGUGUGAAGUAUUGCACCAAUCAGGAUCACGAUUUCAUCAAUAAUCUGAGACUGUUUCAGAACGCUCUAGUCUCGUUGAAGGUAGAAAAGCCAGUUCCAAUCGACCGAUUGAUAAAAGGUCGAUUCCAGGAUAAUUUCGAAUUUCUGCAAUGGUUCAAAAAGUUCUUCGAUGCCAACUACGAUGGUAAAGAGUAUGAUCCCCAGGCGGCCCGUAAUAACGUUCCGAUGGGCUACGGGACACCGAAUGCGCUCAGGCCGAGUCAGAAGACGAAUGUACCCGGAAAUGUUGGUUUCGGGAAAGCGCGUGCAAUAGAAAAGAAAACCACUCCCACGUCUGCGCUUAUCAAAGCUCCCAAGGUGAGCACCGACACUAGUAAGGCACUGUUGGAAAAAGUGAACUAUCUCAUGGAGGAACGGGACGAGCUGACGGUGAAAAUGCAAACAAUGGAAAUUGAACGAGACUACUACUAUCAAAAGUUGACACAAAUAGAGGCUUUAAUUUCCGAAGAAGAAUCUCCUGAGAACCAAACAUUUUGUGAUCGGGCGAAAGAAAUUAUGUUCGCCGAAUCCUAGUCUGAUUUCAAUGAUUAAUAUUUGUGUUUAAUUGUUAUCAUUAAUUUGUAUGUCAAUAAAUUGUU